UAUUAUAGGCAUUUUUCACUGUUGAAUAAAAUUGUGUCAUUGUGUCGUAUGAACAAAUCUGCAUGAAUACUACAUUAUAGGCAUUUGUCACUGUUGAAUAAAAUUGUGUCAUUGUGUCGUAUGAACAAAUCUGCAUGUAAACUACAUUUGGACUCAAAUCGUACAUCAAAUCAUUUCUGUCUUCAGUUGUCAAAACACCUAUAUACUGUUUGAUUCCAAUAAUGUCGCUUUAAUGGAAUUACCAUUUGUAUUCAUUUGCUUCUUAAUAUUAAAUCACGUAAACUUGUUUUAUUAGUAAUACAGCCCGAUUAAUAUUUUUAUUUAGUACUGCCCUUGGAAUUUGUUCACGUCAUUAUGCCAUUAUGGAUUUUUGUGACGUCAUACGACCGACUUUCCCAGUUGUAAUCUACAUGCAUAGGUCAUUGGGUUUAUAACGUUCCAUUUUAUUUAUAUUUUCUCUCUGAUAGGCGUUUCUUGUUUGAUUUAAUUAUUUUUAAUUUGUUUAGCAGUCACAUAAACAACCAAGCUAUGUAAUAUGGAAUUUUUACACCCAUUAUUGCUGCUUCUUCCUGUAUUUGCGCGAUGAUUAUCUGAGAUAUUAACUCUAUGAUUCUACAUUCUCAAAUCUUUUCUAUAAAGAAGGAAUGUAGUUGACAAUUGUUAAUAGUUUUAUUUGAUCGUUCGUCAAAAAGUUGUAAUUCUGUUACUCUUGUAUCUUCAAUGCAAUUGAGUAAUUAAAUAGUAAUUAAAUUGAAUGCGUUUUAAUUCCCUUUUAUUAUUGUUUAAUUAGAGUUACAAUGCUAUGACGUUAAAUUUUAUUUACACUUGAAUGUAUUAUGAAUAUUGCUGGGCCAAGUGUGAGGUUGAGCGCUCUAUAACCAGGUUUAAACCCCCAAUGCUUUGCAUUGACCGUUCCAAGGCGGUGACCCCAGCUUUAUUCAUAUUUUGUGUUUAUGUUGGUUUGUAUUGUGCUGUAUUGUGCUGUUUUGUACUGUUUGGGCAAUCGGUCACUUGCCUUAAAUAAAGGACCAACUAAUUGUUUUUAAUGAAAAUUCAAUACUGCUCCAGCAGCUGGAGUUUCACUUCUUUAUAUUGCAUUGCACAACAGUUUGAUGUGUGCUGCGUGGAUGCAGUAGCGUGUAUCCCCGUACAUAUCUUCGAUGUUGUUAUAUUUUCAGCCUUCAGAGGCUGGUAGCGGUAUUGUGUUUUUAUUAUUUUUUAAGAAACCUUGUUUAAGACCUUUCUUAUACUUAGAUUCUUAUACAUUCUCUGUACUUAUAAAGUAAACGUGUAUGUUCAUCAAUUGAGAGUUCUGCAGGUUAUACUGAAUUUUUACAGACCAUUAUCUGACAAGCUGCCUCUUACUCUUUUAUGUAUGUUGACUUGGCAAUGUGUAUUAAUGUGAUUAUAAGAUUGGUGGUUUCGCCAAAUAAAUAACCUAUGGACAGAUUGAUUACAAAAAACCCGAAAGUUGUUCUCUCACCAUUGAGAAUUCCGAUUACACGUAGUAUUCAUUUGCCGUUAAAUUAUAGACAAUUACUUUUUUCUAAACCUACAGUCAAAUUAAGUUUACUUCGAACAUCUUUCAUUGGAGGUACAAUGCGGCUGGGUUCUAGUUCGCAGCGUAAUUUAGCUCCGUGUAAUCGGUAUCCUACAAUAAAUAAGUGCAACUCCAGGAAGUGUUUAUGUUGCAAGUUUUUAAAUAUGUCCUCUUUUAUUCUUUCAUCGGUUAAUAACCGCAAAUUUUCAGUUAAUAUUAAAUCCGAUGUCUCAUGAAAUUCUAUGCAUGUGGUUUAUGUUAUUACUUGAAAUGUACCCUGUUGUGGUGCGCAAUACGUUGGGCAGACGGGUAGAUCACUUAAAACACGUUUUAGGGAACAUUUUUUUAAAAUUAAAAAUAACAAUAAAUUUUAUAACUUCAUUUACCAGCACUUUAAUAAAACAGGUCAUAGCGUAACUAAUAUUUCAAUUCAACCUGUGGAGCAACUUAUUUUUAAUAAUAGUACUUCAAGUCAGUGCCAAUUAAAAGCAAGGUGCAUGUCAGAAUUUGAAUGGAUUAAACGUUUGCAAUCAGCUUACCCACUUGGAUUAAAUGAUAAUAUUCUAAAUGUUGGAACAAUUUCUAAAAAUAAAUCGAUUAAUUCAUUUUCUCUGUUUAGUAAACGUCUAAGAAAUAAACGUUCACAUGGCAUUAGGAAAAAUGGUAACUUAAGGCGUAAAUUUAAACGUCUGCUUUCUUUAAAUGAUUGCUACACAGUAUUACAAAAUGGGGGUAAACAUAAAUUACUAAGUGCACUUUGCUCUCUUUCUGUUUCUUCGUUGGCGCAUAUUGAUAAGGAAUGUAAACUUAUUUUACUUCAAUCUGACCCUCUAUAUGAAUGUGCUUGUAUUAUUGAAUCUUUCACUGACUACUAUCUUAAACCUUUUAUUGAAAAUGUACUUAACAAAACUAGAAAUCGUAUCAAAAUUGAGUUUUGUAACAAAGGUCUUGAUUUAAUUGACCUUCCUAAAAUAUUCAAUGAUAAAAAUGUACGUCGGUUGAUUCCCCCUUAUUUCCGCAAUACUGAAUCACCACUUAUUUGCUACAAAUAUAGUAAACCUGUAAGAAGUAUCGUUUUUAAUUAUAAUUCUAUUUCCACAGAUUUAAAUGUAAUAAGAAAUUGUCCUACAUUAUGUGACUGUACUAGUUCUAAAUAUAUAUAUGGUCCAGUUGGACAUGUUAUUACUGGGGACCUUAAUUUCAUUCAAAAUAAAAACCUUAGAAAUUUGCUACGCAGAGGCCCUAAGUACAGACUGCCUAUUCCUGUUGAUUUUGAUGACUGCAUUAAGAAUAUCGUAACUUCCUUACAUGAUUAUUGCACUAAAUGGUGCAGGAAGGAAAAUGCUGAAAUUACUGCACUCAAUGAUUGGAAAACAAAAAUAUUUAGUAUGGCCAUGAAUAAAAUAUGUUUUUAUGAUACACAUCCUUUGGCCCUACCACAUUCACCUAAAUUUAAUAAACAAAAUCUCUGUAAAUUGCUUGAAGACUUAAAAUCUAAAUUCGUCUUAGUUCCUGCUGAUAAGGCUGCUAAUAAUGUUAUCAUAAUAUGACGAGUGUUUUAUGUUCAAACUAUUUCACAAGAACUUUCACAAACUACAUCAUAUUGUGAGUACAAUAAGCUACCUAAUGAAAUUAUUACCGACCAUAUUGCCCAAUGCAUAAAGUUAAAUGUAAUAGUCAAUAUUACUGACAAGAAAUUGCCAUCACUUUACUGGAUACCUAAAUUACAUAAGACGCCAUAUAAAAGUCGUUUUAUCGCUAAUUCAGUGUCUUGUACCACCAAACAAUUAUCAGUGUAUCUUACAUCUGCAUUGAGUGCUAUUAGAUAUCAUAUAGCUAAAUUGUGUAAUAAAGUUUAUGAAAAUAGUAAUAUUAACCUAUUUUGGUCAAUAAAAAACACCUUAGAAGUUAUUGAUAAAAUUGAAAAUAAAAAAUAUAAGGUGUCGCAGGUAAGUACUUAUGAUUUUUCGACACUAUAUACAACGCUUCCUCACGCUUUAAUAAAAUCCAAACUUGUUUCUUUGAUUGAAAAAACUUUUGCUAGAGAGAAAUGUUUGUAUCUAGCUUUAAACACUAAAACAGCUUUUUUUACUAAUCAGAUAUUAGAUAAUUACAUCAUUUGGACUGGUCUUGACUUUUGUGCAGCACUUACUUUUCUUUUGGAUAACUUGUUUGUUGAAUUUAAUGGUAAAAUAUUUAAACAAAUUAUUGGCGUUCCUAUGGGUACUAAUUGUGCGCCACUUAUAGCUGACCUUUUUUUAUAUUGUUAUGAAAGCGAAUUUA
Dreissena polymorpha is the source of this 3823-nucleotide messenger RNA. RefSeq lists its product as uncharacterized. Lineage: Eukaryota; Metazoa; Mollusca; Bivalvia; Myida; Dreissenidae. Bases 2038 to 3090 code for a protein of 350 amino acids. The record is from RefSeq and is a predicted model, not a curated record. The transcript is spliced from 2 exons.